AUGGCCCCUGCAGACAUCGACCAGUCUCCCUUCGGCCGCAUGUUCGACCUAGAAACCGUCCCCGAUAGUCCCGAUUCCGGCGACAUGAACGCUGCACACAAUUCACUUCUCAACCAAGUUACAGCCGCGGCCUGGACCACCUGCGACGAGAACAGCGGGGAGGAAAACUCGAGCAAUCCUGAAGCCCAGCGAGCGGCUCGGAAGCAGCUUCUCGCGGCGCUUAUGCAGGCUCUCGCGGAUUCUGCCGACGACACCGCCGCCGCCGCCGACGAGCCUUCCUCCUCACCGAAAUCCGCAGCGCUGGCAGCAAGAUCGCGGAAGCGCAAGGCGUCGGAGAUCGAGGCGGAGCCCUCCGCUGCUGCACCUGUCGUGGGCGGAAGCGAAGCGGAGGUGACGCGUGAGCUGCGCCGUGCGAUUUGUGCUGUCAUCCUCCGCAGCGAACCGUCACGCCCCCGGGGCGCUCCCGGCGCUGGUUUUCCCGGCACUCUCGUGCCUCCCGCGCCUGCGACGCCACCAAUGGUUACCACUCGAGCCACCCCCGUCGGCAGGACGCUCGCCCAUGGCUCCCUGCAGAUGCACUUUCGCCUGCCCAUCGCUGAAGGUGCUGCUACUGCACCUUCCGCUGCGCCUGCUUCACUAGCCACCGUGCCAGAAGCAGCAGCUUGCAUGAACUACUACUUAGACAACUCAGAUGAUGACAUGGCCGGUUUUGGCGGAAUUCCCGCCUGCGGAGGCGCUAAUGGGGCAGCAGAUGACGAUUGGUUGCCGCGCAAUCGCGGGCGCAAGGACCGGCAUGCGGCGGGCGAGCGCAUCAAGGCGCGGAGCAUGGCGGAGAGGCAGAGGCGGGAGAGGAUCAGUGAGGGGCUGCAGAAGCUGCGCUUGGUGGUGCGCGGGCAUGGGGACACAGCCACCAUGCUUGACAAGGCUGUAGCAUAUGUCGAUGCUUUGCAGCGCAGAGUGACCGCGCUGGAAACCGCCCUGCUGCUGCACCAAGCGUCGUGCAAACACCCGAGGCAGCCUGAAUGGUCCCUGGCCUCUUCUGGGGAAUCUUCUGAGCUCUUGUAG
Molecule: messenger RNA, 1065 nt
Organism: Closterium sp. Yama58-4
Lineage: Eukaryota; Viridiplantae; Streptophyta; Zygnematophyceae; Desmidiales; Closteriaceae
Source: the annotation of a GenBank genome assembly